Messenger RNA from Sorex fumeus (smoky shrew), 1663 nucleotides. RefSeq names its product RNA binding motif protein 7 (gene RBM7). Gene Ontology annotation, cellular component: nucleus. Gene Ontology annotation, biological process: regulation of alternative mRNA splicing, via spliceosome. Bases 68 to 913 code for a protein of 281 amino acids. The record is from RefSeq and is a predicted model, not a curated record. Gene Ontology annotation, molecular function: single-stranded RNA binding. The transcript has 5 exons. Lineage: Eukaryota; Metazoa; Chordata; Mammalia; Eulipotyphla; Soricidae.
CCGUGGGCGCGUGCGCGCGUGCGCGGGGCGCGACCCUGCGGCCUUCCCGGGAGCGAGCGCGGCGGCCAUGGGGGCGGCGGCGGCCGAGGCGGACCGCACGCUCUUCGUGGGCAACCUGGAGACGAAGGUGACCGAGGAGCUCCUGUUCGAGCUCUUCCACCAGGCCGGGCCGGUGGUCAAAGUGAAAAUCCCCAAGGACAAGGACGGGAAACCCAAGCAGUUCGCGUUCGUGAACUUCAAGCACGAAGUCUCCGUCCCUUACGCCAUGAAUCUGCUGAACGGGAUAAAACUUUUCGGACGGCCGAUCAAGAUUCAGUUUAGAUCGGGAAGUAGCCAUGCAUCACAGGAUGCCAGUUUGUCGCAGCAUCCCCAACAUCUCGUUGGAAAUUCAAGCCCCACCUCCACAUCUCCUAGCAGGUAUGAAAGGACUGUGGAUAACAUGUCCCCUUCAGCACAGAUAAUUCAGAGAUCUUUCUCAACUCCAGAAAAUUUUCAGAGACAAGCAGUGAUGAACAGUGUUUUGAGACAGAUGUCAUAUGGUGGGAAAUUUGGUUCUCCACAUCUGGAUCAGUCAGGAUUUUCCCCAUCAGUUCAGUCCCACAAUCUUACUUUUAACCAGUCCUCGAGCUCCCAGUGGCGCCAGGAUCCAGCAGCAGCGCAGCGUAAAGUCAGACAGAGUUCUCAUCCCUACGUAGCAGAUAGACAUUAUGGUCGUGAGCAGCGGUACCCUGACUGUGAGCAGCGCUACAGCGAUCGCGAGCCCCGGUACACUGAGCAUGGCCCCGACCACCAUUACCGAGGAAGCAGAGAGGAUUUCUUCUAUGAAGAUAGGAGUCACGAUGGCUGGAGUCAGGACUAUGACAUGAGAAGAGACAGUAGUAGAGAUGGGAAAUGGCGCUCAUCUAGACACUAACAGUGACAAAAAGACACGUGGCAGGGUCAUUCUAGGUCCUUUGGGCAAUGUUGGUCUGGAAGUAUUUUGUCGAAGAACCAUCCAGAGCAGCCUGACAAGUUGCCACCUUCCCUGAUAAAAUUCGAAUAGCCUGUAGCUACAGACUAAUACAUAAAGAAGAAGAACCGUGGUUCCAGUUUCACUGACAUUAAUAACCUUUCACCUCAGGGUUUUUUGGAAGAGGAAAGGGAAAUGCAAAUGAAAAUGCCACUGUUCCUAAUCAUUUUAAGCAAUUGAGGAAGAAAUCCUAGUGUAUAGGUCUAUUGUACUAUAAAGCAAAUAUUUUAACUAAUUGUUAUCUUUUUGUAUUGCAGGAGGUUUCUUGUUAGUGAUUCAGAUUUUGGGGUCUACAAUAGAAAAGUUUAUAGUCUGAAAUAACUCAGUAUUUUGUUAAGUGAGAAAAUAGUGUUUCAGUGAAUCAUUUUACAUUUUGUUGAGACAGCUUAUUGGUCAGUUUGGGAGAAAUGACAUAUAACUUAGAGAAUUUAAGUUUUAUGCCAUGCUCUCGAGUUGAACUCUAAUUGAAAAUAUAAAUCUACACAUUGUUUUAUUCCAAAAUUUAAAACGUAUUAAUCAUGUUUGAUGUCUGAUUGAAAUCACUCAGGAAGUUGAAUAUCUAAAUGGAAUUUUUUUAACAUUAAAAAAUAGUGUUAGGUAAUUCCUCCUUUGGUGAAGAACAAAAAUGUGUUUUCAGAUAAAAUGGUAAAAUGU